Molecule: messenger RNA, 5748 nt
Organism: Sebastes umbrosus (honeycomb rockfish)
Lineage: Eukaryota; Metazoa; Chordata; Actinopteri; Perciformes; Sebastidae
Gene: tmem86a
Product: transmembrane protein 86A
Exons: 3
Coding region: 118-834 (238 amino acids)
Cellular component (GO): membrane
Source: RefSeq, a predicted model, not a curated record
CGAGGACAAAAACAAUCGGCAUCCCUCUCAUACAGUACAACAUAAACAGGAGGACACAAGACGAUUUACUGGUAUUAAAUACCUUUUCUCACCGACACGGACACCACCGAGGGAGACAUGGUUUCCCCGGUAACAGUGGUCAAGAGCGAAGGCCCCAAGCUGGUGCCAUUCUUCAAGGCGACCUGUGUGUACUUUGUCCUGUGGCUGCCCACCUCGAGCCCAUCCUGGUUCAGUGCACUGAUCAAAUGUCUACCCAUCUUCUGCCUCUGGGUGUUUCUGCUGGCACAUGGCUUCAGCUUCCUAGGUGCUCACUCCAACGCCCGCAAGAUCCUGGCCGGCCUCAUCUUCUCUGCUCUGGGUGACGCCUUUCUCAUCUGGCAGGAGCAGGGCUACUUCGUCCACGGUCUUCUGAUGUUUGCCAUCACCCACAUCCUCUACUCAUCUGCCUUUGGGAUGAAGCCCGUUAACGUGUCUGCUGGCCUGGCGAUCACUGCUGUGUCCUCUGUGAGCUACAUGCUGCUGUACCCCUACCUGUCGGGCCCCUUCACCUACCUGGUGGCCGUCUACAUCGGCCUGAUCGGCUUCAUGGCCUGGAGGGCCGUCGCCGGCCUGCAGCUGACCAACGACCUGUGGACCUGGACCAAGCUGUGCGCCUGUCUGGGCGCCAUACUCUUCAUGGUCUCCGACCUCACCAUCGCCGUCAACAAGUUCUGCUUCCCCGUGCCCCACUCGCGCGCCAUCAUCAUGGCUACUUACUACGCCGCCCAGAUGCUGAUAGCGCUGUCGGCCGUCGAGUGCCAGGACGCGGCUGACAGCGCCCGGAAGAGAUUGUGAGGCACCGCCACGUCCGCAGUGAACGACCGCGAGGCUGGGAAGGCGGCAGCCGCCCCCGCCACUCCGGCCCUGAGUGAUCAUGGACACAUCUCACUGCCAGAUCCCCAGCCCUCAACCCUCAUCUCAGCGUGGCGCUCCCACACCGUUGUAACCAUGACGACUGGUUCACUACAGUCUCCUCAUGGCUAUCACCCUACUGCCCCACUAGUAUGGUAGUCUCACACCUGUCUUCUUACCACGAUGGUAGUAUUAUCUCCAGCCCCUCCCGACAACAGUCCUACCUGCCCCCUCCGAGCCUAGACUGACUGUCUCUCAAACCUAGUUACCAUGGAGACAAGCGUAGUAAUAUUAACCUGCUAUAUAUAGAGAGUAUUACUUUUAACUGUUAUGUUUUAAUUUAAGGGGAGCAUGUCACUGGGGACCUUCCAAGGAGUGUGUGUGUGUGGGAGAGCGAUUGUGUGUGUGUGUGUGCAUUCAUGUGUGUUUGAUUAACACUCUUUACCUCGCAGUCCCGUCGCACACAGUCACCACACUGACUCCCACCACACAACUUCAUUAAGCGGUCCAAUAACACAGUUAAACGUCUUAUUUUUCUCUUUUUGUUUCGUUGCCUGAGACCUUGUUAAAAAAGGGAUUUUUCUUGCCCGUGUUUGGCUUUUCGCUCUCUGUUCCUCCGUUAAAUUAAGGGUGCUAUUCUUAAAGUCAGGAGCACAUCCACACCUGCUCUAUUAUCCGCAGUCCCUUCCAUUUCAAUUACAAACAACCACACACUGCCUUUGUUCACUCCACUAUUUACCAUCCUCAACAAAUCCACAUCCAGUCUCUCCGGUUUAGUGAAAUAGGACGUCCUUAUAAUAACUAGACGUACAGAUGUACAGAGAACAUACUGUAUGACAGAGACGCAGAUAAGGCAACGAGGUGGAAAGGCAAGGAGGGAAAGUUGCGUGACAGCAACAGCUGCUGCGUAUUGUAGUUUUAGUGAUUGACAGGUGGCGGUUGUUUGUGGGAGCUUCCUGCUGAGAUGUUAUUGACAUCGUACUGCUGUCACAAAGAGAACACAGUACACAUCCUAACAUGCUGUACGCGUCUCUCAGGCGUUUUAAAAGUGUUUUGCCUGCAAAUGUAGGUGCAAAUGUUGACAUGCUCACACACCUGACACCUACGACCCCCGCCGGUUUAGUUAUUAGGAAAAAUCUGUAGGGGUUUCUUAUUGCUGGACUAGAUCAGCCGACCCAUGCUGUCAUUGGCCUGGGACCAUGUUAUGAAGACUGAAUAGAAGGGCUAUGUAUGUUACAAGCUGGAGUCUCUCUGUGUGUGUCUGGGCCUCUUAAGGCAUUCACUCACUCACAACGACACGCACACUAGGGCUGACCCGAAGUCUUCGAAGCUUCGACCGUUUGCCAUGGUAUUCGACCUCCAAAUCACUAUUCGAAUGCUUCGUUUUAAAUGUAUUUAUUUAUUUUAUAUAAAAGUGUGUAAUAAUAAUUUUUAAAUCCCAAAAUAGCACAUGAAAUAAGGAAUAAUCCCACAACAUUAUUAAUUAUUAGUAUCGCUGUAUAUCACUGUUUGUUGUGUGUAAAGGUGCAUGUUUGUACAGUAGUCCAGUACAGUAGCACUGUCGACGGGCACUGAUGGAGACUUGUCAGCGUCCCGUGCCACGCUUCUACGCAAAUACCUUAGAAUAUUUCUUACCGAAGCUUCGAAGUCCAAAAAAUGGUAUUCGGGGCAGCUCUAACGCACACAAACAUGCACAUAAACAUACACAUUGCCCCGGGGACAGCCUGACUGAUGAAGAAAACAAAGGGAGAUGAUGGAACUGGCUUGUCAUGUGAGGGAACAGUUAUCCCAUUAUUCCCAAUAAUUCCCCCUCACAGGACAUUUCAUCAGCUCUAAUCCUGCACAAUCCACCGCGGCUAAUCCGCGUCAGGUCGGCUGAUAUUUUGUCUUUCAUCUAUCCAACAUUUCCCCCUCUCACCUUUUCGUUUGUUUCACGGUUUAUCCUAGGAUGAAAUGUCUUACUGCAAUACUGAAGAAGUAUACUGUCUACAUGCAUGUUUUGAGUGUGUGUGCAUGUGUGAGAGUGUGUGUAUUGUCCUCGUCUUGGCUGUUGAGUGAACGUACCUGCGACAAGUCAGAACCAACAGAAAUGCUGUGAACCAUCAUUAGCUUAUGUGGAGUAGAAACACUAGUUUAAUGUGUUCUCACAAGGCUCUUAAAUUGUCUUCAUACCCUUCACCUCUUGGGAUUUGUUACCUCUGGAUGUGUUUGAUCCCCCCGAAUGUGUUGUCAGCUAAAGAUGAUAGUAUUUAAUUGGGCACAGUGUAUUCAAACGGGUGUAUAUCUAUUCUUUAGGUUUAAUUUGACCUUAAGAAUAAGCAUUUAUAUACGCUUAUUACCUAGUAUACAUCACUGGCAUUCUGAUUAAUACCACUAACAGUUAGUAUACUGGAAGGAAAACUAAUUAGAUCACAAAGAAAAACAAAAGUAUUAAUCACUAACAAAAAAUAGCAAAGGGAUAGCUUUUGUUAUUUACCAUGCACCUUAACGUGAUAUAUAUAAACAAACAGUCAUGGAAAAGAAACAUACCCGUGUUAUGGGUUCGUUCUGCUGGGUCAAUGACCCCUGGUUGCUGUCGCUAACACACCCACAUACGCACAAAAGAACCCGCACACAUCAAAACAUGUUUAUGUAUCCCAUCAGUCACCAUGAAAGAUCUGCAGGCAGAGCAUGGUGUUGACACUCGUCAAGGUUUCCUAAACAGCAGCACACAGUCUUAGUUUGACCGAGAAAGACACUCGGGCCCGAGCCCCGUCUAUUUCGAAUAGUUCCUCAAUCUCCUUUUGGCCUGUCAGCGCACACGUCAGCACCAUAUUUCUGCUAAGUCAGACAGAAGCGUAGACGAAGUCUAUGGUCAGACGUGUUUCGUCAGUCCGUCUGUGCGACUACUCUUCUUCGGUUCCGUGUUAUAAUUUGUCCUCCCGGCGUUUGCUGCGACGUCCCACUCUGCAGCACUCUUCCUCUUUUCAUCUCAUCCAACACGCUCUGUCAACAACUAAUAUUGUGCGUAAAGACAUCCACAGAGGCUUAAUAGCAGACAUGCAUCCGUCUGCUUUGUGCCGUCUUAAAUCAAGGUUUAGUGGAGUACAAGCAGAGAUGCUAGAUAACAUGAUUGACUAUCUAGUAAAACCAUGAGGGAGAUCGAGUCGCUUACUGUGUUUGCAAUUUAUGUAAGCACUACUUUCUUUGUCCUCUGCCACAGAAAGCCUCCUGACUUUUGCUCCUAAUGGCUGCAUGCCAGAAGACAGGCUUUUACUUUGAAGUAUUUCUGUGAUUAUUUUUGUCGCACACUUUGGAGAAAAGUCUCCAUGACUUUGGAAGGUGAAGUUGCUUUUCUGAGAGUGAUGGAUGAGUGUAAAGCAAGAACUCAAAUUCCAUAUUGAGUCAGUAAGUUGCCACUUCUUAUCUGGAGGAUUUAGUUUUAAUACUCACACUGUUUUCUCCUCCAUCGUUUCUAUUUUUAUUUGACUUUGGUCACAGAUAGCCAAAGCUGGAAGUAUAAUAGAACUCGUUUCAUUGAGUGGAACUUGUUAACUUUAGAGCCCUCUCAUGUAUCAAACACCCUUUUGUUUCGCAGGAGGCCGAGGUCCCCCCCUCGUUGGUGCAUUUGCAACCUCCACUUAGGAGGCAGGUUAUUGUUGAGCGAUACUGUAGCUGUAAAUUAGGCGAGGAGGUGAAAUACGACACACAGGGGAAGACUCCUUUUCCAUCCGGCUCGCGUUAAGCUGCCAUCCUGUCCCCCCUCACAGAUGGCAGGCCAGCAGGCGCAUCACUUUACCUCGGCCUGUCAACAGCCCUGUUGUUCUGAGCUUUGUGCGUGCAGACAAAAGGGAUCUGAGAGAGCUGCUGUGGGAGGCCACCAGUAUGGUUGGACCUGCGCUGUUGAGUAACGAGCAGGAACCAGUAGCUGUUGUAGUAGAGAGGGCCCCGUGGUUUCACUCAGCCCUCUCAAUAAGUUGGCACUUUUCUUUAAAAGUUCUCUCUCUCUCUCUUUUUUCUUUUUGCUGUCGUUUCUUGUGAUGUUUGAUUUUUAAGCCUUUGCUGUUAAUGUGCUGUGCCCAUUAUCACGCAGCGGUUUGACAUUCAAAAGCUGUAAAGUUUGUGUAUCUUUUACUUACGCAUGACAAGUAGGUUGAGAUGAAUCCUCCGUGUCAACACUCAUCUACAGUGAUGGAAAAGUGCACAUACGACACACCCAGGUGUUUUUAUAAUUAUGACUGACAGUUCUCCAACAUCAGUAUGAGCCUAUGACAAGCAUGUAAAAGUAAUCUUCUUUUUUAUAAUAUUAAUAAUGAAUCUACUGUGUGCAGCACUUUUUAAGGCCAGUCAAUCUCUCUUUAAACAGCUAUAGUGUUAAAAACAAGCUGCUCUUUUUUUCCUUUUAACUCUUUGCAUCUCCAUUUUUAAGAGAACAGAAGUUGCUGUUUUGACGUUGAUGGUUUAAGCACAAGAAAGUGACGUGUGAGAGAAUCAGCGUUUUUAUUUAAAAGGCAUUAAUUGCUCUUGAAGUGUUACAAACCUGUAUGUAUAAAUCAUUUUUUUUAAAGUGUUAUCCUUUUAUUUGCUGCCCCUAAUGUUAUUUUUGCCUGUCACCGUGGAAAGAGCUGGGUUUGUUUUCCACAAAUACUGUUUUUUGAAGGCCCAUUACAAUGCAUCUUUUGACUUGAUUACGGACAAAUGUUUUCUCUUAUUUUUAUUCUAUGAUAUACUUUACCUUGUUGUCCUUGAUUUUCACUUUGUGAUUUCUUCCUUUCAUGACCGUAGAGAUGAAAUAGUUUCUUUGCUGUAGUGAAACUGCUAUGAAUGUGAAUAUCUAUUGGAAAAAAUAAAUGCAAAUACAAUGCAACUUCAACAUUA